Messenger RNA from Drosophila elegans, 3728 nucleotides. Its product is annotated as cilia- and flagella-associated protein 91. NCBI's taxonomy places the organism in Eukaryota, Metazoa, Arthropoda, Insecta, Diptera, Drosophilidae. The transcript is spliced from 3 exons. The record is from RefSeq and is a predicted model, not a curated record. Bases 81 to 3566 code for a protein of 1161 amino acids.
CACACCAAACCCCAACACUAAAUAAAAAAAAAAUACUAAUAAAUAACACUUAAUUCACUAAACAAAAUAAAUGUUCUAUAAUGUCUACACAUAACACGCGACUAGUAAACCAGGUUAAGUUUGGGCUAAAAGCAGAAGAAAAAGCUGCAAGUUUGUCAACUUUAGUCAAUUCAACAGGACAUCGGCAGGAUAAUGUCAAACGUGUUGCGUUCAGUAAGCAGCAGAACAGAGAAAAGCAUGGUGGAAAAACAGAAAAGCAGAGUGAUCACUGCCUUUUAUCUUGUUUGAUUACCAGUUCACCCGAUUUACGAAUGGUUGGAGGUGCCAAUGAUCCUGCCCCACGCAAUGCUGGGAAAUUGCCGCGCACUGACAGCGAAUGUCAGUUCAAUGCCCCAGGAUUUCAUUUUCUUACCAAACAAGAUGAUACGGUCAAAACCCAUGAGGUCAAGUUGAAUCCACGUGUAGUCUUGAAAAAGGAAUUGAAACACAAAUGCGAUUUCUUUGCUGAAUUUAAGGAUACGCGACCAUUUAAGAAUAAAAUCACCCAAACGCUUUACAGGGAAUCCUCUGCGCAGACCAUGAACUAUUUGCCGGAAAUUCUAGAUGCAGACAAAGAGCAAACCUUGGAGCUAUUUUCCCUGCCAUCUGUGUUGCCUGGAGCAAAUCCACCAGGUCUUCACGAAGUGGAGAUUUUGGAGCGUGCCCGAAAGCGCUGGGCUUUCAACGACGCCCUAAAGAUACACUUCAAAAGACUGCUCGAUGAGGCCAGGAAUGUGGCUUUAAAAACGCAGCACAAGGAGAUUUUGGAAGCCUUCGAGUGGGAGAACUGGAUCCAGCGGGAGGAGGACAUACAGGAGUGCCAGAUGCUGCGACUCGAGAUUGUGAUCAAGAUGUUCGACAAGAGGGAAAAGGAAAUGCACGCCGCCUCAAAUUCGCGAAUCGAAAAGGCUUGCGAGCGAAUCGAAAAGUGUCGCCAGGCGGGUUUGCGAAAGAACGAGAUCGAAUUCCAGCGGGGCAUGCGUCGUUUGGAGUUCCAAGUCACGAACACUCCGCGAAGGUGGCAAAAGCAGAGCCCAAUGUAUUCUUUGGGAUCCCCGUGCUCCGAGUUCUACGCUCCACUCUUAAGGUACGGCAUUAAUCCGGCACGACGAAACUUUGUCUCGAAAACUGAACAAAAGGCGUUCGACAUGAGGAUCGACGAGCUGGAGAAGCGAGUCAACACCAGCAACCUCAAGUGUCCGUUCAGAAAGCUCAAGGACUGGUCCAAGCCCAAGAAAUACGAAAAGGAAUACGAGCGAAACUUCUGCAACGAUGACAAUCUGCAGAAGCUCUUCGAAAACCUCAAGGCCCUGCGAACCCAGGCCGCCAAGGAGAAAGCAGAGCCAAAAUGUCUCAGAAAGCGAUGGAAGCAGACAAUGACUAGAACGGCAUCCCAAAUGAGCCUGGGCUUCCAGACCAAUUUAUACGAAGACGAGUCCGAUGAUUCUUUCAAAGAAGAGAAAAGAAAAACACCUGAUAUCGGCGGCCAGUGGGCCAAUUACAUUGAUCAGGAGAAAGCUCGAAAUUCAGAUACCAUGAUUGAAAUGUUAAAGAACGAGAGGAUUCAAGAGGGCUUGGAGAAUAUAUUGAACAUCUACGAGGGCACCUACAUUGGCUGGGUGAUGCAGUUCCUCUCGGAGGAGAUGACUCGUCUCGCGGAGCUUCGCCGACUACACUUUUUCUCGAUUAUGUGCCAAAAGGAACGCUGGAGGCGCGAGGCAGCCGAAGCUGGCUUAAGGCAGAAGGAGAACGAUAUGAGAUUGAUGUACGAGGAGUUGUUCCAGCACUGCAAUGUGGUCAACAAUGCUGUCUCCAAUGAGUAUAUCAGCACCAUUCUGAACUCGGACAUGUACAAUGUGGCCGAGGGCGAGGCUACCGAGACCGUAGGUGAGUUGGCCAGGCAAAUCGAUGCGGAUAUAGAGCGCUGGUUGGAGAGCUUCAAACUGAUUCAGAACCCCCUCACUUUUGUUCCUCUACGGCUAAUGCUAAAGGAACAGGUCUCACCCAAUAUGAACGAAGCUCUUCAGCGCCAUGAGAAAUCCCUAAUCGUGCAUUACGUGGUGGAGGAUGUAAUAUUUCGAAAAGUCUGGCUGGAAUUAGACCCAUUUGACAUAGCCAGCACAUUAACGAGCGAUCUUAUAGAUCGUCUGAUCGACAACGACUUAUACCUCAUGUCCACGGACAGCGAAAGUGAAAUACCCCAAAAAUCAUCUUGGCGCGAGGCCCAUGCCAUUGUGAGAAAGCUCAUUCGACAGGCUGUUCCUGGAAGACGCUGGCUAGAGGAUAGUGAACGCAUCGUGACCGAGAACUAUAACGAUCUAAUUGAUGACAUAUUCGCCAGUAUUUUGUAUAGCAUGGAAAAUCCACCAGCCGUCAAAUCCGCCGAUUUAAUCGAUCUGCGUAUGACUAUGUCUCACAGUGACAUUCGGAGCUCGGACGAUAUUCGAGAAAAGGACAAAUUUGAUUUUGAAAAUCUUGAUUCACUAUCAGGAUCGAACUUUCUACGCAAACAGACGUUGUCCUUAAUGAGAAAGUUCAAAAUCGACAAUAUCACAAGACCAUUGGAAAAUCUCGAUAAGGUUCCAGUCGAAGAGCAGCCAUUCGGGGAUGAUGAGUUUAUAGGAUCUCAUAUGAUUAAUCCCAUUAGCAACACCGGAAACGAGGAAAGUGAUUUAUUCAGUAUGAGAAGCACUCUGGAUAUGUCUGAAACGUUGGAAUUUUUAUCGCUUAAAGGUAGAGGCUAUAGGGUAGUGCUUCCCCAAGGUGCAGAAAAAAAUGGUGCUCUUGGGGUAUUGAAACUUCUUGAAAAAGAGGACAAUAAAGAAGAACAACUUGAAUUAUCUGGAAAGCAAGAGAAUUAUAAAGAAAUUUAUAUUGAUUCGCCCAAAGUCCCAUUUGAUCAAAUGCUAUUGUCAUCUGACACACCAAUGGAAUUAUACUAUGAGUUACCGCAACCAUCUAAAUCCCCUAACAAAGAACUGAAAAUCGAAAAAGAAGACGUAAAGCCAUUGGAUUCAAGAGAGCUAACAUUGAAACAAAUGGAUGCAACGCCAAAAGAAUUGGAACGAGUGGAAUCAACUCUUAAGGAAUUGAAACCGAUGGACUCAACUCCCAAAGCAUUGGAACUGAUGGACUCAAAUCCCAAAGAAUUGGAACUGAAGGACUCAAAUCCCAAAGAAUUGGAACACAUAGUUGACAUAGUUGACUCAACUUUCAAAGAGUUGAUACCCACAACUUUAGAUUCUAAGGAUUUGCAAUCCAUUGAUUCAAUUCCCAAAGAUUUGGAACCACCUAAAGAAGCGACUAAGAAACAGGAACUAAACAUCGAACUUGAACCCGAACCUUUGGUCUCACAUUCCAGUUCCUUUAUACCACCCGUACGUUCUUCGGGACCAAAAGUUUUAAAUCUACCGGAGAGUUUACUUAAACCUGAUGAAAUAAAGGAAAAAGCAAUCAAUAUUAAAAUGAACAAUCCCGAUGCCCAAAAAGAUACAGAAAUUGAGGAAAAAGGUAAAUCGGUUCAUUAGGCUCGCACUUUAAUAUUCCUCUUGAUGCAGUGAUUCCCAUUCAAACAAGUGACGACCAUUUGCCUGUCAAUAACAUUACUGUAGAAACCGCAAGUAGAGCGGUUUCAGAAUUUGAUUUACAAUAAAAAUAAAAUUAAGAUUAGUAGGCUUUUCUUGGCUUAU